AAUAGAGUAAAUGCCAUCUACGGAAUAACCACAGGGAGCGCUUUCCUGUCUGUGGUCCGUUCGUCGAAAUGACUUUUAUAAAGCCUGCAUCCUGCAUUAUUGGAAGGUCGCAGUUUGCCUGGAUCACUGGUGCUUUUCUACUAUUUCUAAUUGCAGAUAGGUGGACAACUUUCGCUUAUACUCAAGGUAACUUAAGGUGGACAGAUAAUUUAACUUAUGCUAGGAUCAGAAUUCCAAGGGAAACUGUUGACAUCCAGAAACACUUGCUGCAGUAUUUUAGAUCGCCGUUAUUAUGAUUGCAGUUUUAAAUGAUUGGUUUCUAUGGCGGCUAACACUCAAAGCUGACUGACUUCACUGCUAAACAGCGCUGUCAAUUAAAGCGGAACAGCCCGAAAGUAUCGGCUUGAAUUAAACUGGGAUACCUUUUCAACAGCUACAGAAUAACGUAUAAAAACAUAAUACGGUAUCGCCUGUCUUGUCAUUGAAUAGUAACUGUAUUGAACUGUCAUAAUAAAAUGUAUUGAACUUUCAUAUAUUAACAUUCCAACAAUUAUAACGAAUAUGUCAGCUAAAUUUACCUUUGUUCAGUUUUACAUGUCUAUGUCGUACUUCUUUGAAUUAUAAACAAUCACGAGACGAAACCAAGGGAAAAACACUUUUUUCAUCUUUUUAAAGUCUUGACUAAUUCUUGCUGGGGAAAUUUCAUUUUUGCAUCACCAACGUGAAAUGUAACUUUGUGAACGGCCAUCAAACUCACCAAGCGAAUUGAAACAGCUCAGAUUUUGGUUUUCACGGAAAGACUGGCUCUCGCAAAAAUAUUCAAAGAAUUCUUUUUAGUUAUCAAUUGGACUUCAACGAAAAACUUUGAAAUCGAAAGCGAUUGCGAAGAUUUAGGUUUCAUUUGGUUAUUGACGCCAUGGCCAGUAGAAUGGGAGGCCCUCCAAAUCAGUAGAGACGUUUUACGCACCGCCGUAGAAACUAGUUAAGAAAUUUAGGCCGAUAAAAAAUCGUGAGAAAUGUGACCACGAUAAAGAAAACUGCAGAUAUAGGCAAUGAUCAAAGUGAUCAUUUACGAUUAGCACGGUUAUCUUAAUAGAAACGCACAUUAAAGGUCUGAUACUUGAGUUCGUAGAUAGAAUCAAUAUUCUAGAUAAAGUCUGUGAGAGCGUUUAGAUAAAUACUUCCUUGAAAUACUAUGUUUAUAGCGAGGUUUAAGGUUGAGUGAAUCCAAUCAAAUACAGAUGACGUCCCUCGUCGCUGAGUUCUUGAAAAAUUAAGAAUAAUGAUAGUAAGUAAAGCUUGAUGCAUACAAUAAUGGUUCUAACGAAAGCCAUAUACCGAAAUUGGUGACAUAAUAUCAAAUGAUGGUGUGAUCUUGUCGUGCCUUGAUAAUUGCUAUAUUAGCAGCCCGCUGAAACGGAUGCCGACAUUUUAAUCGAGUCGAAAUCCAGCCCCAUUUAACAUAUUUGAUCAGUUUGGUCACUUUAUUGGACAGCUGUUGAAUGAUGUUUUUAAUCAGGUUUAACUGACUCAGUCCUGCACCACACCAAAAAGAAAUAUUUGCCACUCUAACUAUUAAAUCUGACAAGCCAUUGACAUUAAAAAAAAAGAGAGAUUGAUUAAUAAAAAUGCAUUUUCAAAUGCCAUAAAUAUGUAUGAUCUCUACCUUUCCGUCAUUUCAUUUCGUUCUUUGAUUAUUAAUAAGUUGUAAUAAUCUACCUAUAGAUAACGAAACUAUAAUUGUAUAAACAACUGUAUUACUUAAAGAAUAUUUCCUUCCCUUCACCUCCAAAGACUGCCAUUCCGAAAUAGCAGCGAUACAUGCCUUCUUGUCAAUUAUAAAUCAUUUCCUUAAAAUAAUAAUGAUGAUGAUGAUGAUGAUGAUGAUAACGAUAGUGAUGAUGAUAUACUAGACUAGGGUAGACUAGACUGGUUAAGAAACUACCUAUUAGGAGGAAAACAAAUUGUUAAAUUCAAAUCAACCAGCUCAGAUGACUUAACAAUUAAGUGUGGUGUGCCACAAGGAUCGGUUCUUGGACCACUCUUGUUUUUAAUAUAUGUCAUUGAUAUAUGUAAAAACUCUGAGAUAUUAUUAUGUACGAUGUAUGAAGGUUGGCAAAAAACCUACAUAUAAUGAAAAAAAUUAUGAUGAUAAUGAUAAUGAUGAUGAUGAGAAGGAUAAUUAUAAUACCUUAUUCUCCUUAAUUUUCGCGGGUUCUUAAAUUCGCGAUUUUAAAAAAUUCGCGAACUUAAAGACCCGCGAAAAAUAACGACCGCGAACUUUGAUCUCGCGAAAUUUAAUGGACAUAGAAAAUCAUGUAUUUGUGUUUACAAGGGUCCUAAACAAUUUUUAACACAAGGUGUUAGUACAAGUAGCUAUCAUCUAUCAACUUCAGAUGUUAAUUUUUAAAAUUUUUCAUACUAAACUAGUGAGCAGCACUCUGCGAACUGUUGCUGUAAAACUUGUUUAUUACUUAUUUUACCUAAAACCGUGGCCCCAAAGUUUUCUCACGCCUUGCGUAAAAAAUUUCACAGCUGCGCCUGUUCCUUUUCGUAAAUCCGGCCAAACCUUUAAUGUUUGCGACCAUCAUUAGUUUUAGUCAUAUUAUGGCUUAUGAAUACAGGCGUUUAGUAUUUGAUUGUAAAACUCCCUGAGGAAGUCUACGUUAGUUAGACGAAACGCGUAGGAGUAUAAACAAGUUUUACAGCAACAGUUCGCAGAGUGCUGCUCACUAGUUUAAUUUUAAAAAUUUUAAAAAUUGUCACAUCACUAAAGGAUGGGAAAAGGCUGGCAUCGCCCAACUAUUAGAUGAAUCGUUUAGUCUUCCCCCUGAGGAUCCAUUUGAAGAGACUGAAGGUUCUGUUGAGAUCUCCUAGAAAAGACAUGUAAAGAUACUCUCGAUACUCCAUGACGACUCGGAAGAACAAGAGGAAUACGGCUGCCGCUAAGGGACAGCAUAUUGGUUUUGUUUCAACUGUUGAUUAACGUACAAUUUUUGUAAAACAGAAAAAAAUAAAGUCACUUAAUCGUCAAUUUCGCGAAAUUAAAUUCCCUGCAAACGUAAUUUUUCUCCGCGAUCGCGAAAUUAAAGACUCGCGAAAUGUGCCGAGAAAAUUUUCGCCAAAUUUAAGUCCCGCGAAAAUAAAGGAGAAUAAGGUAAUAUGAUAAUGAUGAUGAUAAUGUUAAUUAUAAUUAUAAUUAUAGUGAUAGUGAUAGUGAUAGUGAUAGUGAUAAUGAUAGUGAUAGUGAUAGUGAUAGUGAUAGUGACAGUGAUAGUGAUAGUGAUGAUGAUUAUGAUAAGAUCAACUUUUAUCCAGGGAUGUUAGUUGACAAAACCUUAAUUGUUUGUUUUAGCUUCAUGCCCAGAUGGCUGGAUUGAAGGUGUUCACGGAUACUGCUACAACUUUUCUUCCGACAACUUAACCUGGCCCCAUGCAAAAUCCGCUUGCGAAGCUGUGGGAUCUAGACUU
Molecule: messenger RNA, 3471 nt
Organism: Porites evermanni
Lineage: Eukaryota; Metazoa; Cnidaria; Anthozoa; Scleractinia; Poritidae
Source: the annotation of a GenBank genome assembly